AGCUGGUUUUCCGAUGUAUUUGAAGGAAGGACGCUCCUUGCUGCUGAAAGUUCACAAACCAUCAGUCCCAUUUGUGCUCAAUACAACAAACCCAAUUCUCAGUUCAAACCCUAAACCCCAAAUCGAACCCAAUCAAGAUCAACCCUUUCUCAAAGAGUCUGAUGUGUUGCAGAGGUUGAAAUCCGAGCACCACUUGGGCUCUGCGUUAGAGUAUUUCAGGUCAAUUGCCAAUUCCAGAGCUUUUGAGCACACCCCAUUGACGUACCAUGCCAUGAUUGAGAAGCUUGGGAGGCAAUGUGAGAUGGAUGGUGUGCAGUACUUGUUGAACCAGAUGAAAUUGGAGGGAGUUGGGUGCUCUGAGGAGCUGUUUAUAAGUGUGAUCAGCUCGUAUCGGCGAGCUGGGUUGGCUGAGCAGGCCUUGAAGAUGUUCUAUAGGAUUAGGGAAUUGGGGUGCAAAUCCACUGUCAAGAUUUACAAUCACCUCUUGGAUGCUCUGCUUAGCGAAAAUCGGUUUCAGAUGAUUAACCCGAUAUAUAGCAAUAUGAAGAAAGAUGGGAUGGAGCCAAAUGUAUAUACGUAUAACAUUCUGUUGAAGGCAUUGUGUAAGAAUGAUAGGGUUGAUGGUGCUCACAAACUGCUUGUUGAAAUGUCUAAGAAGGGGUGUCCGCCGGACGCAGUGAGCUAUACCACUGUAGUGUCUGCAUUAUGUAGACUUGGGAAGGUAGAGGAAGCCAGGGAGCUUGCUGGUAGGUUUGAACCCAUUGUGCCUGCUUAUAAUGCUUUGGUGAAUGGGGUGUGCAAGGAGAACAAAAUUGAGGAGGCUUUGAAGUUGUUGGUUGAAAUGGUGGAUAAGGGUAUAAACCCUAAUGUUAUCACGUACUCAACGAUUAUUAAUUCACUUUCUGAUACGAGGAAUGUUGAGUCUGCUCUUGCAGUUUUGGCUCAAAUGUUUGUGAGAGGAUGUAGCCCUAAUGUUCACACCUUUACUUCCUUGAUAAAGGGUUAUUUUGUGGAAGGGAGAGUACACGAAGCUCUUGACUUGUGGAAGCAGAUGAUUCUCGAGGGAUUUAAGCCAAAUAUUAUUGCAUAUACUACUCUGGUACAUGGUCUCUGCACUAAUGGAAAAAUGGGCGAUGCUGUAUCUGUUUGCCAUGAGAUGGACAAAAAUGGCUGCCCUCCAAAUGUGACCACAUAUAGCACUCUGAUUGAUGGCUUUGCCAAAGUUGGUGACCUUGUUGGUGCAUCUGAGACUUGGAACAAUAUGAUGAACCGUGGUUACCGCCCUAAUGUUAUAGCAUAUACAUGCAUGGUGGAUGUUCUCUGUAGGAAUUUUAUGUUUCAUCAAGCUCAUAGUCUUGUAGAAAAUAUGGCUGCUGAAGGUUGUCCUCCGAAUACAGUUACAUUUAACACGUUUAUCAAAGGGUUAUGUGCUGAUGGAAAGGUAGAUUGGGCUGUCAACAUGCUCGAUAAAAUGGAGAAAAAUGGGUGUUUUCCUAACAUUACAACAUAUAAUGAGUUACUGGAUGGUCUCUUCAAGGCGAACAGAUUCGAAGAAGCUUAUGGAAUUGUCAGGGAGAUGGAAGAAAGAGGGAUGAUAAUGAAUUUGGUAACUUACAAUACCAUUUUGAAUGGUUUUUGUCAUGCAGGAAUGACCAAGGAGGCUAUGCAGCUUUUAGGAAAGAUGCUGGUAAGGGGAACAAAGCCUGAUGCGAUCACAUAUAACACGAUUAUAUAUGCCAAUUGUAAGGAAGGUACGAUAAGCACUGCGAUUCAGCUGUUCGACAGAAUUGGUGCAGAAAAGGAGUGGCAACCAGAUGUAGUAGCUUAUACUAGUCUUGUGUGGGGGAUUUGUAAUUGGGUAGGUUUAGAUGAGGCCAUGAUUUAUCUAAAUAAGAUGGUAAGUGAAGGGAUCUGCCCCAACACGGGCACAUGGAAUGCGUUGGUGCGGUGUUUCUUUAGCAGUUUAGGUCAUUUGGGGCCAAUCUACAUGCUGGACGAUAUAGUUUGCAAUCGAUAAGAAAACCGAGUUAGAUGCUCUUAUGGAGAAUCAUCUAUUUCUGCGAUGAGCUUACAGACAUGCUUACACAUUAAAGUCCAGUUACCUGUGAAUAUCUAAAGUAGCUCAUACGCUCAUCCCUUGCUUCCAGAAGUCUGAGCAAGCUGUUAGUGCAGUUGUACACCUUGGAGGCCAUGGAAAAAUGAUGCAGCAGCAAUUUUGGGUCUGCACUGGAACUUUUGCAUUGCCUGAAACCUGAUGGAGGCAAAAGCCAACGCACCAUACUCCCCAGAAAUGCUGCAACAUGUCACUGAUCUUUUUAACAUUUUUUUCUUAUGGCAUGUCGCUUUGCGCUCUUGUUGUAGCAAUGUGCUAGUGUUUUUCUGCAUGUAAUCUCCAUAGUUUCGUACUCUUUUUUGGUCGAAAAUGUAAUCCGUGUUAUUUGCUCACUUAUGUAUGAAUCAUGUUCGUGAGUUGUGAAUAGAAAAUUUUGGCUGCA
Pyrus x bretschneideri (Chinese white pear) is the source of this 2495-nucleotide messenger RNA. Its product is annotated as pentatricopeptide repeat-containing protein At3g48810. The transcript has a single exon. Gene Ontology annotation, molecular function: protein binding. The record is from RefSeq and is a predicted model, not a curated record. Bases 14 to 2017 code for a protein of 667 amino acids. NCBI's taxonomy places the organism in Eukaryota, Viridiplantae, Streptophyta, Magnoliopsida, Rosales, Rosaceae.